Syngnathus acus (greater pipefish) is the source of this 14395-nucleotide messenger RNA. Its product is annotated as dynein heavy chain domain-containing protein 1. Gene Ontology annotation, biological process: microtubule-based movement. NCBI's taxonomy places the organism in Eukaryota, Metazoa, Chordata, Actinopteri, Syngnathiformes, Syngnathidae. The coding region runs from base 1078 to 14295 and encodes 4405 amino acids. The transcript is spliced from 45 exons. Gene Ontology annotation, molecular function: dynein intermediate chain binding; dynein light intermediate chain binding; ATP binding. Gene Ontology annotation, cellular component: dynein complex. The record is from RefSeq and is a predicted model, not a curated record.
GGCACAGAAAUUUUCAAAAGGUGGUGAAUUUCAAUAACAGAAAAUUAACCGAUCAUAGCUUUUUUAUUUUUAUGACAUCUUCAUGAAAACAUACUUGACUGUCUAAGACUUUUAGUUAACAGUGAGUACUUUAAAGAAUAAUAACAGAAUGGCAUAAUUUGAUCAAUUGUCUACCUGACGGUCCUUCUGGUGUAUUUUGUCCUCUUUUUCGUGAGACAAAAUGUAGAAAUUCAAAUUACAAAGUUCAAGGGCAAAGCCCAAAUCGUGACGUUGCGGUGACGUUCAAUGUCAAGCAAAGAGCUCCGGAUUUUCGACUUCUGCGUGUUGCCGUGGUUACUUCUAUGCAGGUAAAAAGAAAGCUUCUCAACUCCUUACACUAUCGACCACUUUCAUGACGUUGUAAAACGACAAAAACGACGAAAUUGUCCAUUUCGCAACCCUACGUCAUUGUCAAAGAAUUUAAGGGGUCUCCAAAGUGUAAGUUCUGACUUUUCCUUAGUACAAUUACUCGUUUCAUCAGGUAAUUACGUCAUGUGUGUUCGCUAGCUUCAAGCUAGCGUACAAACUUUAGCUAGUUGAUAUAACUUUAGCUAAUUAAAAGGAAACGUUUAUUACAAAUGUUGGGUUUUAAAAUUAAAUUCACACUCUUCAUUUUGAUUGUCACUUGUAAAGUGCACGUGCGAGUGAAUUUCCUAAUAUUAAAGAAAAAGUAAGUAAGUAAGUAAGUAAGUAAGUAAGUAAGUAAGUAAAUAAAACGCCCCUUGUUUUAACAUUACAAUAAAUUAUGACUGACAAAUUUCAUUAAAUUGAACAUAUUUCUGUUAUUUCAUUAUUUUAUUGUCAUUUAAGUUGGGUAUCGCUAAAGUGGUUGAUCACAGUAUUGUCAGUGUGAAGAGAAUUUUGUAGUUAGCAAGCAAAAUUAUUGCUAUGUUUAUGAAUGAGACUUGUACUUUUCAUUAAUCACUGUGUUCCUCCUUCACAAGAUCAGAGAAAAAUGUGAAAAGACCCAGUUGGUGAAAUUUGCAGACGAUAUUGGCGCAGCAUGUUCGCUGCCACUUCCCAGGGACGAGUCCCACCAUGGAACCUCUGAAGCGAUCAACAGACGGCGGGAAGCCGCAAGCUAAGCCAAAGAAAAAGGAAGCGUCUGCGAUUGGCAGCAGUCUAGCCACUUUGCCGCCACUAUGGCCUGCGCCAUCUUCUUCUUCUGCAUCCGCGCUGCGCAGGAGCCUUUUCGAUCCCUCCUCCAUCAUCGGUCCUGCAGACUCUCCUGUCAGCCCCGUUGCUGUGGCUCAAACCGGAUCAGUAAAAGUCCUGUCAGAGUCCAAACGGAAAGAAAGAUUUCAGUCAGGAGCAUCAAUAGCCUGCACGGACUUAUCGGAUGAAACGGCAAAGAGUUUGUCAGUUAAAGAUGAAUCCAGAGUCACCAUGCGGGACUUAAUCAGUCUUCCCGCCAUCGUUGUGGGCGUCUCUCCUGAAAGUUCUUGCGCCUCAAUUCGAGUGCAUUUAGCAGAAACAAAAUGGAUGGAAAACCACUCGACGGCCUCCGAAUCAUGCAAUGACAUCCCCGGUAGGACUGCUGAUGAAUCGACACACAGUUCUACAGAAAAAUCUGCAUCAAGAGUCACAAGAAGAGACUUGUUCAAUCUUCCUUCCAUCAGUCCGAGCGUUUGCCCCGGAAGCCCUCAUCUUUCAGGAUCCCGGAAAUCCGUCGCAGAGAUAAAAUGGACUGAGAAACCAAAACAGAAGCACUUGUUGUCAUCCGCUGACAUCUCCGUCAUCGCGAUGGAUGAAGCCGCAGCGCAGAGGGCAGCGCUUGUUGAAAAAGUUCCCAUUACAGGCAUGGAGCUGGUGCAAUUGUUCCUCAAGCAAAGAGAAGUGGGAGAACUAAAAGUGUUUUACUUGAAGGAACAAGCGGGUGGCUGGUACAGACCCUACGACCUGCGUGUGGUCCCGGCCGGCGAGGCCGGUUCCGAGCACUACGUCUUCUCCUCCACUACGGUGCUGCAUGUCACACAGUCGGGCUACGGAGGACUGGUCUCUUUGGAAGAGUGGCACAGGGAGUCGGUUCUGUGGACAGCUUUGCAGGCAAUCCCCUUCUUUAGGGAUUUCACUCUGCGAAAUGCUGUCACUCUAUGGUAUCGAAACGUGCGUGAGAUUGUUUACAAGCGACGAUUUGAAGUGGUACAGGGCCAACUGCUAACAAACAUCCCCCAGUACAGAAACGGCCUCAUCCUUUUAUCCAGAAGAAUAGAGGAGCUGAAAGCGACACAGUUGCUACCUCUGGAUGAGUCCAAAUCGUACACGUUGUUGGAAUUUCAGAAAGUUCUGGCGACGUGUAUGGAAAAUACUCGGAGCAGUUUAAAGCAGCUGGCACAAUUUCGCAUCGGCAUCCUGAAUAAGGCCAAAGAGGAGAGUUACAGGGUCCUCAAAGAGCUUCAGGAGCACCUCCAGUAUGCCGACAUGCCACAUCAUUGUUGCAAGCCCAUGCAUCUGCACCAGGCCCACCUGAAUGAGCUGCAGAAGGACUUUGCGCACGCAGAGAACGUCCUGCAGAAGCUGGGCAACUUUGCUGCUCUCGUCAAUCGCAUUAUUGCGCAGAGUCUCGUCACCGUCGUCCAGCAAAAUAUGUCGAUUUUCCUCCGCGACGUUCUGAAGAGAGAGAAUUCUCACAAUAUCUGCCUCUUCCAAACUGAUCUUCGUCUUGGUGCUGGUCAGCUGACUCUCGACCCACCUUUCCAUCUCUUCCGAGAAAUACUCACUCAGGCGCUUUUAACUGCCGGUGACUCCAUAAGCCAGAUGUGUGACUCCUGUGGAUUUUUCCUGGAGGUCAGCAGCCCCCUUGAUUGUCAGGAUGAAUCAUCUGACCCCAACUGCAGUCCAUAUCCUGUUGACAUAGACACUCAAGGUGAGCUAAAAGACAACGAUGGAAUGCCUGGUCUUACGCAUUAUAGCUGUUGUCAAUGGAUCAGAGAACAGCGCCCCCAUUGGAAGCUGAUGAUGAUGAUGACCGUGGAGGGCCACAGAAUGCCUGGCUCAUAUUAUCCUCUAUCCAAAGAACAACUCAUGUGGUACAUUACCAUCAAUGACGUGGGCAAGCUUAUCAACAGAGAACAGUCUGAGCUGAUGCAGGCAGCAGAGUCUGAGAUCCACCAGAUGUUAACGUGUUACACAUGGUUACUGGAUGUCCACGUAUUCAUCAACCAAUGGAGUCAAGCCUCUUUAGAAAAUAUGAAGGGUCAACCUGCUUUACUGUAUUGCCAACUAAUUACCAAGCUAAGAAGGUGGCUUGAAGAAAUCCAUGCUGCUCCCUCAUUCAUCUCGACAUCCAACCAGCUAUUUAUUAUCCACUACACCCAAAUGAAGGAGCAUCUAGGGCAGCGAUUGAGUUUGAUAGAAAAUGAAGUAAAGGAAGAGUUAGUGAAGCAAAUGAAAUUAUGCACAGAGAGCUUGUUGAAGGACUUGGAGGAAGGUCUCGCUGCUCUCAAGACCGAACCCAAAGACUUGCAUGACCUGCCAAAAUACGUCGAUGUGGUGUGGAAGUCUGUGAACAUGCUGGCGGAAAUGCAGACACGUUUGGAGUACAGUCGCACCCUCCAGGACAGUAUUUGCAUUCAUUAUAGAGAGAUGACCAUCCAGGAACUGACUUUGUCUCAAAAGAUGUUAGACACGUGGGAUUGCCAUUAUUCCCACUUGAAGCAUGCAGAUAGCACGUUGCGUUCUCGCCUUCCCACCGUGGCUGCAGCACUGGACACAAUGUUUCCAUGGAUGGCUUCCGACUUAAGAUGUUUAGUCUCUUACGCUACCUCCGGGCAAUUUCUUGAUCCACGUCAAAAUGCCGACAAGGUGGUUUCCGAAUUGAAUUAUAUGAGUCUUCGUGUGGAAAAGGCCACCUCCAAUCUGGAGCUGUUGUCUAAGACUGGUGAAAUAUUCGUAGAAAAUCCUGUGGACUUGUCGGAUCUGACUGACAUUCCAAAACUUACUGCCCGUAAGGAGCUUUGGGAGCUAACAGCUCUUUGCAGACAAUCUUUACACAGAUGGAACAAGUUCCUGUUCACUGAGCUUGCAUUGCCACAAGCGCAAGAGCAAAUCACUCAAUGGCAGCAGCAAGUUGCAAAGCUAGCAAUCAUCAUACCCGCCGACGACGCAGUGCUUCGGGAGACGGCAGAAACCAUUGACGACUUAAGUUGCCGUCUUAAAAUCCUGGCCGGGUUUCGGAGCCCGACGAUCAAACCCAAACACCGGACCACAUUUUACAGAGGUAUCGGGUUACGGCAAACCUCCGAUAAGAAUGCAACUCUUGCGCAGCUUAUUUUUCAACCGUUUGACCUUCACCGGGAACUGAUCAACAAGAUAUGUAGCGAUGCGAAAAAGGAGAAUUCCAUGGAAAAGACAUUUAAAAAAAUUCAACAGGCAUGGACGGACCGUAUUUUCCUGCCGCAUACCUGUACAGGUCCUCGUUGCCAUCUUGCUGAGCCACAGGUAUUGGCAAAGACUUCCUCUUCUGACGCCUUAUGUGAUGCCAGAAUUAUUAUUGGCCUAGAAUUUCUCUUCACUGACCUAGAAAAGGAUUUGAUGAUUUUGACAAACAUGCAUCGGUCACGGCACAGUGUUGACUUUAGGUUACACGUGGAAGAGUGGAUGCACAUACUUCAAGAACUUGAGAAGUUGUUGCACUUGUUUGAUAUCUACCAGCAAGAAUGGAUCUUCCUAACCAACAUAUUUCAAGAAAGAACCUUAGCUGUUCAAAGAUGGGAUUUGCUGGCACAAUUCCGAUCGGUCGAUGAGCGUUUCAAGACCAUGAUGAGGUUCAACUCAUCUCACCCCAAUGUGUUGAAUCUUGUUCGUCCCAAAGCAGGAAUGGAAAAUCCUCAUGGCGCUAACCUCUGCCAAAUUCUCCUCAACGAUCUGUCGACAUUGAAUGCUAUUGCCAAGCAGAUGGCAAACCGUCUCCACGCUCGCUGCAAAAUAUUUCCCAGACUUUACUUCCUCAGUGAGAUGGAAGUAGUGGAACUUCUCUCUUUACAACCGACACCCGUAUCUCUGUUACCCUUUGUACGGAAAUUCUUCAAGGGGGUUCAGUGGCUGGAAGUGGAGGAUACAUCUGUCACGGUGGAACCACCUGACACACCAACUCGGGUAUUUGGGGUUUUUGGCAACCUCCGGGAGCACAUGAGCUUCCUUUCUCCAGUGGAACCCAAUCGCAAUGUUUUGAUUUGGUUGAGUAGGUUUCAGGAUCAACUCAAGUUAACCAUGGAACAUCUCCUAAGUCAGUGUGCCGAUGAACGAAAGCAACUCGAACGGAACAACCAUCAAGACGCGCCGCAUAACGACUCUCGUGGACACGUUUCGCCUGUGCUUGAUAUGACUUUGAAAUAUCCUCUUCAGUGUCUUCUUGUAGCAGAGGAGGCGGUCUGGUGCAGUGAGCUUCAUCAAGCUUUCCAGGACUCAAGCAACGUUAAGAUAAGUCGGAUGAAAGCAUUCAACAGUGCACAACUGGAACAUUUUUGCCAGGCCACAAGGGACGCAGUCGCAAGGUCGAACGACGACGGACAACUUUCGAAAUACUCAAUGACAUGCUUGCGUGCUUUAGUGCUCCUUCGAAUUAAACAUGCGCAGCAACUAACGCAACUCAUGCACGUGCAGUGUCAGCCGGCGUUAUCUUUCGAGUGGCUGAGUUCGCUCAAGUACUCUAUAAGCUCAGAAGAUCAGAGUCCCAAUGAUGAUCCGAAAUGUUAUGUGGACAUUUUGGGCCACAGACUUGCGUAUGGUUAUGAGUAUUUUGGUCCGGAAGAUUUUGGAAUGGUGCAUACUCCCUGCACAGAUCGAGUGAUAUUGGGGAUUCUCCUUGCCGUGAAAAGCUAUAGAUGUGGAUUUGUCAAUGGACCUUGGUCUUCAGGGAAGACAAAUACCGUGGUCCAUCUCGGCAAAGCAUUGGGGAGACAUGUUGUGAUGCUGAACUGCUCUCCAAACAUGAAGGCUGAUAUUUUUCAAAAGAUGCUCCUAGGUGCUCUUUUGACAGGUGCCUGGUUAGUGCUGGACUCUGUGGACUUGUUGCUUCAAAGUGUCCAGGCAUCACUGGCACAACACUUUGAGGACAUUUACCAGUCUUUUGUCGGAUGGUCAAGAAAGAGCAACGAGCGUGGAAAGAUAUUUCAUGGAGAAUUCUCAAUGCUAUUCUCAGGGAUCGGCACUUCCGUUAGCCCCAACUACGCGAGCGUUCUGAUUUCAUCCUCCGGAAUUUCACAAAGUUUGCGAUUUUCAACCAGACCCGUGACAUUGACCUGUCCCGAUAACAGGAUCAUUGUGGAGAUACUGCUGACUUCCUUCGGUUUUAAAGAGGCCAAGUGUUUGAGUCGACGUCUGGUAUCCCUCAUCAGCAUCGGCGAGGACUCGCUCUGCCUGCCUCACUUUGUCACACAAAGCCCGAGUAGCCACCUUGUCAUUCUGCAGAAUAUCACAUCUGCCUCCAAGAAGCGAUUAAAACAAAUCGUCCGAGAUGAGAGAUUUUCAGGUAGGGCCAGACAGUCCUUUGUAUUACGAACGAUCCUUAAAUCUCCAGAAAAUGAGAACGCCGACGAUCUGAGUGAGGAUGAAGAGCGAGCGAUUUUCCCUGGAUUAUUGGAGGAAAUAGCUGUUGUCCAAGCGAUUCAUUCAGUCUUAUCACCAUUGAUGCACGCACCAAAGAAAGUCUCACACUUCAACUCCAUCGUCAAAGAAUUGUUUCCUAUCGCGUGUCAGUUCCCUUAUAUUCAACAAUAUACUCAAGAUGAACCAAACUACCAACUUCAAGAAGCCGUGUCAGAAGAACUAGAUCAGCUCCUGUUGCACUCUGACUCUGAAACUAUUUGCCAAGCUCUUACACUCUACCAGACCUUGAGUUUCUCUCACGCAGUUAUUCUUCUCGGACCCAGCGGAAGUGGAAAAUCAACCUGUUACAAUGCUCUGGCAGGAGGCCUCAGUCGCCUUGCAAACAAAACAGAAGACCGAGAUGAAAACGUGGAUACCACCGAGCCAAAACUAUUGAAAGCUGCUUCAGAUUGGAGCUUUGUCAACACCGUGGUCUUAUUUCCAAACGCCAUGUCCCAUGAGGAAUUAUUUGGUGGAUUCUGUGAUGAAUCUGGCUGGCAAGAUGGAGCUGUGACCAAGGCGUUGAGAGAUAUCGAAAGACGCAAUUCUGGAAAAUUAGAAAUGCGCCAGUCGAGUCAUACGACCAAAUGGUUGGUAAUGGAUGGAGAGCCGUUCGGAAAACCCUGCUGGCUCGAUCACCUAAGCACACUGAGUGAUCUUGCAAAGCCAUUUUUAAGCCUCCCAUCUGGUGAAACUAUCACGUCGCCUAAAUCCCGAUUCAAGUUCCUUGUGGAGACCACCGACUUAAGUGACGCGAGCCCCUCUGCGGCGACCCGCUGCAGUCUUAUUUACUUUUCCGGCACCGAUGUUUGGAAGUCGGUGUGGAAGAGCGAAAUGGAUUCUCUCCGUUACGGGUUCACACUGGAUCAAGCGAACCUGGAAAUGUGGACUCAGCUCUCAGAAGAUCUUUUCUCCAGCACUCUCAAUUUGUUGAAGAAGAAGAAGAUUUGGAAUAAAGGUCAAGCCUCAGCGGACGGCCUGGCAGAAAUCACAUCCUUCGUUCGAAUCCUGCGUGCCCUCCUGCAUCAUUUUACCAGCAAACGAAACAGCAAUCAAGCCACGGCACAAAAAGACACACAAGCAGAUAAACCUCCAGGCAGAGAUUUUAAUCUCAAUCAAGAUCUUUUUCUAUUAGCUUAUAUAUGGGGCUUUGGCGGGCAUCUCCAUCCUCGACUCUGGCCUCAGUUUGACACCGUUGCCCGCCAAGCACUGCUUGACAGUCGAUCUCAAAUUGUGCUUCCGCACGUAGGGACUGUCUUUGAGUUCUUCUUUAAUAUCGACAACAAGAUCUACUCUAACAAUACUUUAUUGACAAAGUACAUCACUCCCAAGCACUGGAAAUAUACCUGCCUACUUUCCGUCAUGUUGGAGGCAAUUCAGCCGGUGCUGCUGGCAGGAGAACCUGGUUCCGGAAAAUCGACCGUCUGUAACACCUUGCUGUGUUUUGAUAAGCCACACAUUAAAGUCCCAGCUAGUUCUAUGCAGGCUCCCACAGACUUGCGCCAUUUGCUGUGUGGAAUUAGCUACCAGAAGAGCUGUCAAAAAACCAAGGGGGUCAUGGCCAAACCAGGCCUAACGCUUUAUGUGGAUGACCUGCAUGAGACGCCUCGCGAUGUGACUGGGAAGACUUCCAAAAUCUUAGAGACUCUACGCCAAAGUAUUUCUAAAGGAGGAGUGGUGGCAUUUGAUUGUGACCACUUCAAGGUGCUCAGUCCCGGAUUCAUCAGCUACCUGGCUACCUGUUGUGUCUUUGAACUGGACAACCCCCACGUUAGCGUAAUAUCGUCCAGGCUGUCGCGUCUGUUCUCCGUCGUUGCGCUUCCCAGCUCAACCGCAGAGGCGAUAUUUUCGAUUCAUUCGCCUCAGCUUAAACUGUGGCUCAGGGACGCGCCAUUUCUCCCGAGCGUGUCGGACGCGAUACGUUCCAUCAUCAACGCCACGGAGAAUUUGUAUGAAGAUGUUUGCAACAAUUUCCAGCCCACUAAACAAAGUCCUUAUUUUUUAUUCUCUCACCAUGACCUGAAGAAGGUAUUUCAAGGGAUGUGCUUAUGGCAGCCAGUCCUUCCAAAAGCAGAGCCGCUUAACCCGAAGUUCAAAUCGAAAUGUUCCCCGGUCCCUCAAGAGCCUUUAGCCAUGGAGCUCAGCAUUCUGCAUCUCUGGACGCACGAGUGCAUGCGUACAUUUGGUGAUCGGAUAAGCUCGGAGGAUGGAAGAAGUAAACUGCAGUCACUCAUCACCAAGGCAGCAACAGCCCACUUUCCAGUGCAAUCGAACCUCGAUAUGGAGACAACGUUUCUUCAGCGCUUGCUGGAAGCAACGUACGGCCCGGAGCUUAUUAGAAAUCAUUUCCCCGUAUUCAAGCGGAGCUCAUAUCAACCACAAAAUCUCAGCGCGCUGAUAGAGCACCUCUUGUCACACGUUGACGUGAAAGACAAACAAGAUGCUGAUCGCCACUUUGCAUUCAAAUAUGCCGUGCACAGACAAAGGAUGUGUCAGAUGUUGCAUAUUUUCAGGGCUCUGCUAAUUCCAGGAGGUCACGGAUUGCUAAUGGCCUCAGGUAGUGGCACAGGACGUAAAACCACCGUUCGUUUAGCAGCCUACGUCUCAGGCUGCCGCUUGAUGGAGGUACACGCCGGUAACCAAAGUGAAUUAAAUACGAUUUUAAAGCGAGCUGGGAAUCAAACUCGAGUUCGCCAAAUUGAAACCAUCAUACUGGUCCAUGAGAAUAUCAGCUCCUCUGUUCGAGAAGAGCUAUUGGUAGCCCUCAACUCCUACCCGGGGCUCUACACCGACCAGGAGCUGGCCAAACUGGUUUCAAGGGUGACCGCUGUGUAUAAAACAAAAAGAUUCCUCUUGGACAGCUGGAUUUUCGACAAGUACUUGUGUCAAAACCUCCGUGACGUGCAUGUUUUCAUCUUGAUGCCUGCCGUCGUAUCAGACCGCCGCGGAAACAACGAACACAAGGCACAAACCGCCAAGGCUCUCAGCCUUUCCUGUGUGGAGAUGUACCAGCCUUGGUUGAACCAGUCUUUGGCAGAAGUUGCUAUUCAGCACCUGAAAAAUAUUUGUCAAAACUUGAAACUACAAGGCUCGCCAGCUGGCUUGGCCGUAGCAAUGGCGGGAAUCCACCAGUCUGCAUAUCAGUACGCUCUGGUCCUUCUAAUGACGCAGCCUUUUAGUCCUUAUACAUAUAUGGCCUUCAUUUCUCAUUUCGGUUACGUCUGCAAAGUUCUGCAUGAUGAAUUGGAGAGCCGAUCCAACAGGCUUAACACUGCUCUGUCUCAUUUGGAUGCAUUGGACAACCUUGCCAUGAAGUACAAACAGGAGUUAACUAGAAUGCAGGGAAUAGUUGGCGAGAUACAGAAGCGUGUGGAUGAGCUCCUUGGAGCCAUAGAGGACCAGAAACAUUUGCUUCAAAAAGCUGAAACCAAAUGUGCGAAACAGGAGAGAAAAAUUCAAAUCCUGGGGGACCGGAUCGCUGAAUCCGAGAACGAGCUGAAUCCAUAUUUCCAGGCAGCGCUCGAUGUGCUCCAUAGUCUGGACCCAUUAGACCUCGAGGAGGUGCGCCACUAUAGAGAUCCGCCUGAUGGGGUGGUGCUGGUCAUGGAUGCCGUUCUUUUGCUUUUUGAGCGGCCCUUUGGCUGGGCCAAUGCAAAAAGACUCUUUUUACAUUGCAACGUGUAUAAGUGCCUGGUCCAAUUUGACUUCUACAAUCUUAUAGACGUCCAAAUGCUACAGCUCGCCGAGUUAAUUAAAAACCCCAUCUUUGUGCCGGAAUGCAUCCGAGAAGUGAGCAAGGCCUGCGAGACUCUAUGCCGUUGGAUCCUUUCCGUCAACAAUUGCGGUACGAAGAUAUACCAACUGAUGGUCAGGAAGCAGCUGGACCUCAUGCUUCUAAGGGCGCAAGAUGAACUUGAGCAGAUCCAAGACCACGUGGAGGGAAUAAAACGUUGUCUUAAAGAGCUUGAUAAUGAUCUACAGCCUGUGCUGGAAUUGCUGGCCGAGAAAUUGCUGCUGCUACACAAAGCUGAAGCCUUGGAGAGAACCGCUGCUAACGCUGUGGAACUGUUGUCGAAACACGCAAGAGUGUGGAGGGAUCGAGCUCGGGAAGUCCAGCUGCAGAGACAACGCUUACCGGGAGACGCCAUCUUCCUGGCUGCCAUCAUCUCCUAUUUUGGCCCCUUCUCAGCUGAUGUACGCAGCGAAUUGCUGAGCAAGUGGAGAGUGUUGUACCGCACAGGAAUCAUCGAUCCAAAUCCCAGAGAUGCCAGAAGUUCCCUGUUCACCUCCACCGCCGAACCACCUCAGCUAACCUCGGGUUUUCCCGUCGCUCUGUCCGAAACGCUGCAGCCACUCCUGUGUCGGGCGUUGGGUGUGAAAGCGUGGCCGGCGCAUGAGACCGUAACCACCAGAUUGGUGUUGAAGCUGUUGCUGUGGGGCUGCAGGAGGAGUUGGGUGAAAUACUGGCCACUACUUGCAGACACCAAGCAUCAUCUGGAGAUCAACUCCAAAAAUGGGGUCAUUACAGGCGAAACAGGAGACGACGACACUCUGGGGAAAGAAUUUGAGUGUGAUAUCGUGGUUUGCGCUGAUGAUCCAAAGCUAAUGUUCAAGUUGGACCUGGCUGCCGAGAAAGGCAUGAAAGUCCUGGUUACUCACAUCGAGCGUGUGCCAGUCAGUCCACAGUUUCUCGCAACUUUGGCCCGUCCCGCUGCAAGUUGCCCCCCAGGCUCAAACCAGCCUGCCCAGCAGACAAACCCUGACUUCUGCCUCUUGCUCAGCACCCACUACCCCGCCCGACUGCUCAGUAGCGCUAUCCAUCCAUCCAUACUGGCUCAGGUGGAUGUGGUUGACCUCUCGCCAAGCUCGGAUCAGGUCCAGGAACUCAUGCUGACGCAGCUAUUGCAGUCGGAGUGCAAAGAGCUGAUGACUCAACACCUGCGGAUACAGAAUGACAAGCAGCUAAUGCAGAGGAAGCUGGUCACGGAGGAGGACUCUGUGAUGGACUCCGUCCUGCAGUCCGACACCACCCGAAUGCAAGCCCCCGAGUUCCUCUCGCAAUUAGUCAAGGUCCGGGAAACAAUGUCUUACGCUCAAACGGAGUUGCAGCUGGUGGAUGAGAGGCGGGAGUUCCACGCGCCCUUGCUGGCCGCUCCUCAGCAAUUGAUCAAGCUGGCUUGGCUCUUCUACCAGGCUCUGCAGGAGGUGUCCCGCCUCUCCCCCGCCUAUUACUUUCCAUUAUCUGCCUUCAUGGCAGUGAUGCAGGAGGUCUUUGCCAAAGAGGCCAGUAAGCUCAUGAAGUAUGGCACCGGGACGGUGUUAGGGGGGGUAAUACCCGAGAUAAGGAACAAGAUGGUGGGCAAAUUGAUCUUCUACUAUAGGCCGUGUCUCUUUAGGAGUCACGGUCCGGUUUUCAAGUUGUUGUUAACUCUGGCCGUGAUGCAGACCAACCAACUUUGCUCUCAACCGGAGCGGACGGCCUUACUCAUGGGAUUCGCAGAUACUCAUGGGAUUCCUCCAGCUGCAGGUUCCUCAAAGGAUCAUUUGAUAUCCCCUCAGGUUGACUCUGACCUCCUCUGUUUAGAGAAGAUUCCAGACUUCACAGGUCUGACCGCUUCUCUGACCUCUUCACGCGAGGAGUGGCGAGAAUACCUGCACUCGCCUUCCUCCGUCAUAGCGGGACCGCCCCCAUGCGACUCUCACUCCCAUCUGUCCUUGAUGCAGCGGGCUCUCCUCGCAAAGACCUUGCGGCCUCACGCCACACAAGUGCUAGCGGAGGCCAUGGCGGCCCGCCAGUUUCGCCCACCUCGCCACUCAGCACCUCACUGCGCCAACCCCGGGGCUCUUUACAGAUUUCUUGUGGAGCAUAAGGGACCUAUCAUCUUAACGUGGCCUCCUCCAUCCAAAGACAAGUGGACAAAUAUUCAGCCUGUCCACUUAGUGAAGUUCUUGGCCUCAAUGGCAACAGAUACAAAGGAGGUGAAAGUAAUUUCCAUCGCAGGACUUUGUGACAGUGACUUCAUCCUCUUUUCUUUGGAAAAAUCAAUCAGAGAAGGUCACUGGUUAGUUUUGAACAAUUGUCACCUGCUGGAGCAUUGGGAUGCUAAAGUGGUGGCACGAUUCAAUCAGCUGUUUUCCCCUUAUGGAGCUACAAAGCACAUAAAUAGUCCUCAUCCAGAUUUCAGAGCUUGGUUUCUGACUGAAGAAACUACCCAGACUUUCCUACCCGCAUCGGUGCGAAUGCAUGGCCUGCCUCUGGUUUGUGACUGCUCCUGGAACGUGAAGGAAGAGUUGAGCUGCUCCCUGCAAUAUCUGUCGGGGAGCCCGGCCGACGACACGGAGCUCUUCCUGCGCUGUGCAACCUUCCACUCUGUGUUGCUACAGAGAGAGGCCUACAAAUACUCGGGCCAGGCCAGAAUCUACAGCUGGAGCCAGUCAGAUCUUGUAGCUUUGGUGGAUGCCCUCGUUUCUUCCGCCAGUCUGUGCCACGACAAGAUUAAAACUUUACAAUACAUUGCAGUCAACCUUGUGCACGGCGGCCAUGUUCUGGACUCUGCGGAUUCCGAGGCGGUGCAAAACACUGUAGAGACCUGCUUCAGCGCAACGCCACCUCAAGCCAGCGGACCGCACACACUCGCCAAUAUCAUCAUCAGCACUGAGCACGGCGAUUUUGCCAACCUCCAACGAAAGCUGGACGGACAGCUGCUGCUGCGUGCCGAGGACAUCAGCGAGCCUCUUCUGUUGGGUUUCAGCGCCGACGUGGAGGCUGAAAUCGUCAAAAUCAACAGUCGCAAUCUGAACAAGAUGCUCCAGGCCUCCCAGACUCCUCACGGACCCGCCGCGCGUUCCAGCAGUGCUUUGGCGACGCUACCAGAACUUAGCCAGGCCAGAGAGCGUCUGCAUGCGCUGCAGGAGUACCUCACGCAACAAAACCAAACCCGAGCGAGAAACGCCGGGGAGGUUUUCCAGAGUCCCCUUUAUGACUUCCUCCUGGCCGAGUGGCACGAGCUGAGCGGCUCGGCGUCCUCGCUCCUUUCUCGCCUCCGACAGCCGCUUCGAUACAUAACGGAGACGUUCCUGUCCCUCCCCACGCUCACCGCAUUGUCGCGUUUGCAGAGACGGGCGGAGCUACUCAGCGCUUACCUGUGGCGCGAUAACGAUUCGGCACCGCGCGCCGCCUACCGCCUGUCUGCUUUCGCCCAUGCCAAGGGCUUUCUGGUGGCACUGAGGAGAAAGGCAGCACAAGUAAAUCACAAGUACAUCAGUGAUAUCACCCUGCACCUUGAGGUUCGUGACGAUCCAUUAUUCACCCCCCGUCCAAAGGAUAUGGUGGACUUGUGCGACCUGGAACUAAAAGGAGCAUCGUGGGACGUGCACAGGACCGCCUUAGAAAAUUCCCUCUCUCCACAGUCUUACUCCAUGCCUCUCAUUUGCAUCAAGGCGCACGUGAAAGACGCUCACUUUCCACGGCCACGGAACACCGAUGAAGUUUAUCAUUGUCCCAUUUAUCUGGAGGACUUGGAUACCGGAGAGGAGGGACGAGAUGACUUUAACAUAAUCACAACAGUUCCGCUUCCUACCGAGUUAGAGCCUUCCUUGUGUAGUUUGCGGAAGGUUCGCCUUGUGAGCCGGCUUUUUGAUUCAAGGGCUUCCUCUAAAGAUCUCUGAGCACUAUCUAGCCAAAAAGUUGGGUCAAAUUGGUCCCUUUUUAACCUACAGUUGGGUUAUUUUUAACCCAGCUGUUUUUUUUUUGGUUUUUAUUUAGAAU